This is a messenger RNA of Dendrobium catenatum, 3264 nucleotides long. Its product is annotated as protein NBR1 homolog. The record is from RefSeq and is a predicted model, not a curated record. The transcript is spliced from 7 exons. Bases 180 to 2954 code for a protein of 924 amino acids. Lineage: Eukaryota; Viridiplantae; Streptophyta; Magnoliopsida; Asparagales; Orchidaceae. Gene Ontology annotation, molecular function: protein binding; zinc ion binding.
GCUAUUAAAUAGGGCAAAGCCACCCAACUCGCACGGGAGCUAUGCGACGACCCCUUUCUUUUCUUUCUUCCCAAGCAUCGAAGUCCUAGGCCUGGCCUCCUCGAUCUCCUCCUUCCGCCUAGAUUGGGUUGGGUUUCUCCCCUUCGUACUGAAAGCUUUACGACACUUACCGGCACGCGAUGGCCUCGACGAACUCGUUCUCGUCCAGGGGUGAUAAGGAGCUAGGUGGAGACGAUGGGGAUGUGGUGAUAAAGGUAAAAUAUGGUGAUACUCUCAGGAGAUUCAGUAUCUACGUCCAUCAACAACUCAUGACCAUUGAAUAUGACAUGAAUAUGCUCAGAACCAAAAUAUCAAGCCUCUUCAAGUUCAGUAAUGAUGCACUUCUAGUUCUUACCUAUAAUGAUGAAGAUGGUGAUGUGGUGGCUCUAGAAAAUGAUGAUGAAUUGCGUGAUGCUGUUUUAAGUCAGAGGUUAAACCCUCUAAGAAUAACUGUUCAGCUAAAAACUAAUUCAACUGAUGGUUCUUAUUCAAGACCAAGCGCUGUGAGACAUGGGAAUAAUUCUGAGAUAAGAUCUGAUGAAGCUAGCCCGUCCCAUAACAGGUUUCCUAGGCUUGCAGCUGAAUUGAAUUCUACGGUUGAAAAGUCACUGAAGCCUAUUCCUGAUCCAAUUCGUGGGGUCCUCACAAAUCUUUCUCGUGAUGUGAUAAAAACUGCAUCAACUGCUCCUAUUCUGAGUGAACUUCUCUCGCUGUUAUCCAAGAUGCAACUUACCAAUGACACUCAAUCAUCUCAGGAGCCAUUUGGCAAACCAGUGAAUACAGCAUGUGGAUCUCCUUCUAGGGCAGGGGACCUUAAUACCUGUGAUGAACCUAAAGCUUCAAAUGAUCUACAAAAUCAAUUACCCAGAGUCUUGCCUCAGACUAACUUCGUUAGUCCAAUUCAUGAAAAUAUUCAAAAGAUACACGAAGUUGGCCAGUCAAGCCAAUGUUUGGGAUCAAUAAACUAUGCUCCUAUGGAUUUUUAUCCGAAUAUGAGCAAGGAGCAGAAGGACAACUGUGAAGGUCACCAUGAUGGAAAGUCUGAGUUGGCUGCUGAGCCUCCUAUGCCAUUUGAUACUCAGGGUGGUCAUAGUACCUUGGGAAGUUCUGACGAACCAAAACCCUUUGUUGCUUCGAUGUUUUCGCAUGGAAACACCAGUACUGAUAGGUGGCCUUCUGAUGUUGCUAGUCAGUUCCCUUUUGGUUUCACUUCUCAGGGUGAUGCCUUAGCAAACAGGCAUGCUGUUUCUACUGCAAUUCCUCGUUCCAAUAUGAGACCUUCUGAUGUCAAUAAUCGCUGUCCUUUUAAUACAAUGUUCUCCUUUCCGCCGAAAGUUGAUUCCAGUUGUAAGGGCAAUGCCUUUUGGGACAUACAUGGUGCUUCAAGUUUUUCUUGCCUUUCUUCAAUGCCACAUUCUUACAGGAGGUCAUCUAGUUGUCAUGACAACACAUCUCGCACUUUCCACAGGGGUGUCAUUUGUGAUGGUUGUGGGAUGCACCCUAUUAUGGGACCAAGAUACAAGUCUAAUCUGAAAGAAGAUUAUGAUUUAUGUGGUACUUGUUUCCAAGAUAUGGGUAAAGAGGCCGAGUAUACCAGAAUUGAUGGGUCAGCCUUCCGUUUUCCUAAACCAAAGAAAGACCACCACAAGCACAAGCAUAGAAACCGGCUCUUUUCGAUGAUUGAAUCCCAUAAUAGAGUGAAGGUAACUAAACCAAAGCUUUGGAGUUGCUUCAUUCGAGAUAUAACUGUCUGGGAUGGAACUGUUAUGUGCCCUUCUUCUCGGUUUACGAAAAUAUGGAGGAUGCGCAACAAUGGGGCAAUUGCCUGGCCGUCGGGUACCCAACUUGUGUGGAUUAGAGGAUAUCAUUUGGGGGGCCAAAACUCUGCUGAAUUGGAGAUUCCGGAGAGAGGAUUUCCUGUGGAUGAGGAACUUGACGUUGCAGUUGAUUUAGUUGCACCAUCAGUACUAGGUCGAUACAUAUCAUAUUGGCAGAUGAUAUCACCUUCUGGGCAAAAGUUUGGAGAGGAAGUUUGGGUCAUUAUCCAGGUUGAUGAUCAACCAUCACCAGCUUCUUCUUGUGCUGCCCCUACUUUUCUCAACUUGAACUUGCCCCCUGAAGUUAGUCACCAGAGUGAUGAAAUGAUCGUGCCUGCUGAGUCAGAUGAAAGCAAAUUAUUAGAGGAACUUUUGAAGCCGUUGGAUUCUGAUAUGCUGAAUUCAGCACAGCAGGAUGGCAACUCAUUUCUUCAACCUUCAAGUGACAGUCUUGAUUCAUCUUUCAUGGUUUCCCCAGCAGCCCUCAUUGAGGUCCCAAUAUCCUCUUCUUCUCCAUUUUCAUAUCCUGCCAUUGAUGUACAAGAAUCUUGUCCCCUGGUUAUGAAUCCUGCGGAUCCUGAUAUGCCGAAUUUGAUACCGCAGGAUGUUCCUGCAGCUCCGCCGCAACCGUCAAGUGACUCUCUAGCUUCAGUUUUCAUAGUUUCCUCUCCAUCCCUCAUUGAUGUCCCAACAUCCUCAUCUCCAGUUUCAAAUCCUGCCAUUAACGUAGAAGAACCUUUACCCCCAGUUUCAUAUCCUCUUAUUGACAUCUAUUCAUCUAACCCUCCGGAUACCAAUCAGCUUCCAUCAGAUGUUCUCACUGAAGAGAACACAGUAGAGCAAACGUUGCUGAGAGAGCUAGAAGAGAUGGGCUUCAAGCAGAUUGACUUGAACAAAGAAAUUCUGAGGCAGAAUCAUUAUGACCUGGAGCAGGCGGUGGAGGAUCUCUGCGGCUUCGAUGAAUGGGAUCCCCUUCUCGAAGACCUGAAGGAAAUGGGUUUUUAUGACAGGGAGCUGAACAGGAAGCUGUUGUUAAAGAAUGGUGGAAGCAUCAAGCGAGUUGUAAUGGAGCUUGUCACUGGAGAGAAGAGUAAAUGAUUUCAGUAUAAAUAUUUCUGCUUUUUAGUACAUUUUAACUUGAAACUGGCUUCCAAACCAUGUAUUUACCAGUUUGCUGCAUCUGUUACUGUGUAAAUAUUGGCAGCAACUGCGUUCAAAAUACUACAUAUCGCCCAUGCUUAUUUAUGGCUAAAUGGUGUGCAUUUCAGGGAUUAUUAUAUCACUCGACUUGCCUUGUGCAAGUUGCUUUCGAAGAAAGCUAACAUUUAUCUCUAUUGUGAAGGUUACUGUUAUUAUUCUAAUGUGAUCAUCAAAACGCUAUGCUUUUAUGAUUGAUUUUUGUUCUCUA